Molecule: messenger RNA, 390 nt
Organism: Dinoponera quadriceps
Lineage: Eukaryota; Metazoa; Arthropoda; Insecta; Hymenoptera; Formicidae
Exons: 2
Biological process (GO): lipid transport
Molecular function (GO): lipid carrier activity
Source: RefSeq, a predicted model, not a curated record
CAAUGGGCCAUGUUCGGUGGCGAAUGCACUUACGAUGUUUCCAUGGUGACAUUGUCGAACGCCACUCAGACAAGUCAUGAUUUCUGCUCCUCGAUCAAGUCCGAACUCAAGUGCCGACCCAAGGGACAGGACUCUCUGAGUUGCCACUUCCAGAACUCGCAGAUCUGGCCCCUCCACCCAGAAAAGAAGAAUUGCAUAUACGUGAUGGACAUGAUCAGAGCCAUAGUGAAUCAGCUGAACAUCGGCUUCGAGGUAUUGGAACGGCGCGACCAAUUCACCAUCAUGGAGAACUCGACGGAAGACUACUGCGAGGUCGACGUUACGUUCGUUCAUGAUAGCAGUGAAGAGGACGACGAUGACGACCGCGAUGAACACCAUGAUAACGAGGAC